AUGAAAUGUCUGAUCCAAGAACUGUGGAGUGAAAAAAUUCCUUGGGAUGAAUCCUUGCCACCGAAAAUAGAGAAAGGGUGGAUUAAAUGGUGUGAAGAGAUACCUUUUUUGGAAAAUCUUAAGAUACCUAGACUGGUUCUUAAUUCUAUAUCCAAGGAGGAUAUCGUGGAGGAGAUUCAUAGUUUUUGUGACGCUAGUAAGAACGCAUACGAAGCUACAGUAUAUUUGAAAGUUUACACUCCAAAUGAACCGAUCGUUAGACUUUUGACUUCUAAAAGCCGAGUAGCUUCUUUGAAUAGUGUGACUCUGCCUAGAUUGGAAUUGCUGGGAGCUCUAGUUGCAGCUCGCUUGACAUCUAAAGUUGAGAAGAUUGUGAAUCUAAAAAGGUCUUCAAUUGCAUAUCAUUGGACUGACUCUAAAAUUGCACUCUACUGGAUAAAGGGAAAGACAACUCGUUGGAAACAAUUCGUUGCUAAUCGAGUUAAAGAAAUAGCCACUUUGACAGAUCCAAACUCCUGGCACCAUUGUGCAGGUACAGAUAAUCCUGCAGAUAUUCUCUCUCGUGGAAUUAGUGCUGAAUGUUUGGUUGAUAGUUCCAGGUGGUGGACAGGUGCUGAAUUUUUGAUAGAAUCUGAUUUUCAAGAAACUUUAGAGCAAUCAUUUCCUGAUAUAAAAUCCCUUGCAGAAAGUGAAAAAGGAACAAUUUUCCGAGAAGCAAAAACUGUUUCCUCAACCGAGAAUUUCUUCAUAAUUGUAAGCAUAAGGAUAAGAAAAUGGGACCCUCGACAGUUGACGAGCUUAAAUCCCUUUGUAGAUGGUUACGGUUUAAUAAGAGUAGGUGGAAGGCUCGAUAAUGCUUCAGUACCCUUUGAUCAAAAGCAUCAGAUAAUCUUACCGAAAAAGUCCAAAUUAAGUAAAAUUUACUUCCAUAGUUUACACAGGAAAUUACUUCAUAUUGGCCCUCAAGGUUUGUUAAGUGCAGUUAGAUUAAAAUUUUGGCCUUUAGGAGGUCAUAAUCUUGCACGUCAAACUGUACAUCAAUGUGUAACAUGUUUCACAUCUAAGCCCUUCCUUUCCACUCAAAUUAUGGGUAAUUUACCAAGUGAAAGAGUCAACAUGUCACCCCCAUUUUCCGUCACAGGUAUAGGCCUGUGCGGCCCUUUUACUGUUAAAUAUAAACAUCAACGUAAGGGUACUCUCAACAAAGUAUAUAUUUGUAUUUUUAUUUGUUUUUCCACAAAAGCCAUCCAUCUUGAGCAGCUGACUGAUUUGACUUCCGAUUCGAUGAUUGCCACAUUGAAACGAUUUACGAGUAGACGCGGAAAAUGUUCCAAAAUCUAUACUGAUAAUGCCACUAAUUUUGUUGGAGCUAAUUCUCAAUUAAAGAAGUUUUAUGGAUUAAUUAAUUUUCCAGAUCAAAUUUUGGCUAAUUAUUUUACCUCUGAAGGCAUAGAAUGGAAUUUUAUUCCACCAAAAUCACCCCAUUUUGGUGGUCUUUGGGAGGUGGGUGUAAAAUCAGUAAAACAUCAUCUUAAAAGAGCAGUUGGAAAAUUUCAUUUCACUUACGAAGAGAUGGAAACAAUAGUUAUUCAAAUCGAAGGAAUUCUGAAUAGUCGCCCCCUUUGCCCCUUAAGCGGUGAUAAUGACAGUUUUGAUGUUUUAACACCAGGUCAUUUCCUAAUAGGGAGGCCUAUAACAUCAAUUGUCGAACCAAAUUUAACUGAUCUCAAUGAUAAUCGUCUAAGUCGGUGGCAGAAAACUACAAAAGUUGUACAACUUAUAUGGGAAAAAUGGAAGUCGGAUUACUUAAAUACAUUACAAGCUAGAUCAAAAUGGAUGGUAACAAAAAAUGAUUUAAAGAUAGGACAGAUGGUACUUGUAAAAGAAGAUUUCUUGCCUUUAAAUACCUGGAUUUUAGGCCGAAUAAUUUAUGUUUAUCAUGGUUCGGAUAAUAAAGUGCGUGUAGUAAAAAUUCGCACAAAAUCUGGGAUAUUUAAAAGAGCUGUUUCUAAAAUAGCUGUCUUGCCUAUCGAUACAUAA
Molecule: messenger RNA, 2040 nt
Organism: Parasteatoda tepidariorum (common house spider)
Lineage: Eukaryota; Metazoa; Arthropoda; Arachnida; Araneae; Theridiidae
Biological process (GO): DNA integration
Molecular function (GO): nucleic acid binding
Source: RefSeq, a predicted model, not a curated record